Rana temporaria (common frog) is the source of this 2775-nucleotide messenger RNA. Its product is annotated as zinc finger protein 271-like. NCBI's taxonomy places the organism in Eukaryota, Metazoa, Chordata, Amphibia, Anura, Ranidae. The transcript has 4 exons. Bases 97 to 2280 code for a protein of 727 amino acids. The record is from RefSeq and is a predicted model, not a curated record.
ACACAGGAAGAUCACACCAUCCCUCGCCAUCAUCAGAGUGGAGACCUGAGAGAUUCUAAAGUCAAUGUCAAAGAGGAGACUGAUGAGGAUGGGGUGAUGGAGGAGUCAGAGUCUGUAAAAGGAUACAAAGAUCUGUACAAAGACAACAUGGUGGAGUCAUCCAGUUACAGAAACCCACCAGAGAGAUGUCCCCGUCCUCUGUAUUCCUGGGACUCCACACAGGAAGGUCACAUCAUCCCUCACUGUCAUCAGGGUGAAGAUCUGAUGAAUAUGAAAGUUGAGGGUGAAGUAGAAGAGACGUAUGUGAGGGAUGAUCAGCAAUAUACGGAGGAGGCUGGAAUGAUGGGGACAUUCAAAGAGGAGGACACUCCUACAGAGAUCAGCACAGGACCCGCCAUCAUGGAACCCUCAAAGUAUCAUCUCCCUUUAUCCAUAGGUUGUAAAAUGGAAGAUGAGGACAUCACAAGAGAUUGGGCAGGCGAAAAUACAAUGAGCUCAGCUAUGAAUGGAGGACUUCACAGUGUGGAUAGAUGUUUGAAUACCACUAACUCUGAGCAACCUUGUACUCUGAGAGAUGGUGCCGGACUUCAGAAGGGGGAGGAGAUAUUUUCCUGUUCUGAACACAAUGAAAGUUUUAGCUCUGAGUUAAGUCUUACUGUACAUCAAAGAUCUGACACAGGUGAGAAGCUUCAUUUCUGUUCUGAGUGCGGGAAAUGUUUCCUUCUUAAAUCAGAACUUGUAAUACAUUACAGAGCUCACACAGGCAAGCCAGUUUCCUGCCCUGAGUGCAGGAAAUGUUUUACAAAGAAAUCAGACCUGGUUAGACAUCUGAGAUAUCACACAGGGGUUAAACCGUAUUCCUGCCCUGAGUGCAGGAAAUGUUUUACAAAGAUAUCAGACCUGGUUAGACAUCUGAGAUGUCACACAGGGGAGAAACCGUAUUCCUGCCCCGAAUGCGGGAAAUGUUUUUCAGAGAAAUCAGUGCUUGUUAAACAUCAGAGAUUACACAUGGGGGAGAAAAUGUAUUCUUGCUCUGAAUGUGAAAAAUGUUUUUCAUAUAAAGCAAGCCUUCGUAGACACCAGAGAUUGCACACGGGGGUAAAGCCACAUUCCUGCCCUGAAUGUGGCAAAUGUUUUAUGUGGAUGUCACAAUUUAUUAGACAUCAGGUAUAUCACACAGGAGAGAAGCCAUAUUCUUGCCCUGAGUGUGGAAAAUGUUUUUCAGAUAAAUCAGACCUUGUUAAACAUCAGAAGACUCACGCAGGGAAAAAGCCGUAUUCCUGCCUUGAGUGCAGAAAAUGUUUUUCAGAUACAGCACAACUUGCUACACAUCAGAGAUCUCACACGGGGGAAAAGCCGUAUUCCUGCCCUGAGUGUGGAAAAUGUUAUUCACAGAAAUCACAUCUUGUUAUACAUCAAAGAUCUCACACAGGGGAGAAGCCACAUUCCUGCCCUGAAUGUGGAAAAUGUUUUGCACGGAAAUCACUACUUGUUAAACAUCAGACAUUUCACACAGGAUUCAAGCCACAUUCCUGCCCUGAGUGCAGAAAAUGUUUUUCACAGAAAUCAGAUCUUGUUAGACAUCAGAGAUCUCACACAGGAGAGAAGCCGUAUACUUGCCCUGAGUGCGGGAAAUGUUAUUCACAGAAACCACACCUUCUUGUACAUCAGAGAUCUCACACAGGGGAGAGGCAAAAUUCAGACCCUGAAAAUGGGGAAUGUCUUACAAAGAUAUUAGACCUGGUUAAACCUAAGAUAUCUCACAUGGGGGAGAGGCAAAAUGAUGACCCUGAAAAUGGGGAAUGUCUUGCAAAGAAAUUAGACCUGGUUAAAAAUAAGAGAUCUCACGCAGGAGAGAAGUCACAUUCUUGCCCUGAAUGUGGGAAAUGUUUUACAUGGAAAUCAGACUUUGCUAGACAUCAGAGAUCUCACACGGGGGAGAAGCCGUAUUCUUGCCCUGAGUGCGGGAAAUGUUAUUCACAGAAACCACACCUUGUUAUACAUCAGAGAGAUCACACUGGGGAGAAGCCAUAUUCUUGCCCUGAGUGUUGGAAUAGUUAUUCACGGAAAAAAAACCUUGUUAGACAUCAGAGAUCUCACACUGGCGAGAAGCCGUAUUUUUGCCCUGAUUGCGGGAAAUGUUUUUCAUGGAAACAAAACCUUGUUAGACAUCAGAGAUCUCAUACUGGUGAGAAGCCGUAUUCUUGCCCUGAGUGCAGGAAAUGUUUUUCACAGAAAUCAGGCCUUGAUAGACAUCAAAGAUCUCACAGAAAAGUGUAGGGAGGGGUUGAACAUUCUUGGGUUCAGUUCCUGGGAGGUAUGCUGAACAGCUCCUAAGUUCUGAAUGUUAAUCCAAACCUCAUUGAAGUCAAUGGGAGUAGAAUCUUUCAAAUUAAUUGAGUCUAUUUUUAAGGCUAACAGGCAAGUGGGUGUUAAAGGGCAGGGGAAGCUGAGCACUGCCCUGGGGGAAAGCGUGAUACAGUAUAUACCAGGAAACUACAGACCAGUCAGCCUAACAUCAAUAGAAUGUAAGGUAUUAAAGAGAAUGGUAAGGAACUAGAUGCUGUGAUAAAGGUAUUAUAAUUGACAACCAGCAUGAAUUUAUGAGAGACCGUUCUUGUCAGACUUACCUGCUAUCAUUCUAUGAGGAAAGAAAUUAGAAGUUCAGUGGGAGUAGUUUAUCUAGAUUUUGUACCUCAUAAUUGUUUAAUCUAGAAAAUAAGUUCUGUUGAUGAAAUUGUAUGUACGUGGAUAUUAAACUGGUUACAUGAAUAA